Messenger RNA from Eublepharis macularius, 1598 nucleotides. RefSeq names its product WD repeat domain phosphoinositide-interacting protein 3. The transcript has 10 exons. The coding region runs from base 108 to 1142 and encodes 344 amino acids. Gene Ontology annotation, cellular component: extrinsic component of membrane; phagophore assembly site membrane; cytosol. NCBI's taxonomy places the organism in Eukaryota, Metazoa, Chordata, Lepidosauria, Squamata, Eublepharidae. Gene Ontology annotation, biological process: protein localization to phagophore assembly site; autophagy of mitochondrion; protein lipidation. The record is from RefSeq and is a predicted model, not a curated record. Gene Ontology annotation, molecular function: phosphatidylinositol-3-phosphate binding; protein binding; phosphatidylinositol-3,5-bisphosphate binding.
AGUCCGGAAGGAAUCGUGGCGCUGCCGCCCCCUCAGGCCGCUGACCCUCCCCUGAUGGUGUGAAGACGCCCCCUCUCCGGCCACCGUCCGCUCCGAAGUCUGGCGCCAUGAACCUGCUGCCGGCCAACCCGCACGGGAACGGGCUCCUCUUCGCCGGCUUCAACCAAGACCACGGGUGCUUUGCAUGUGGGAUGGAAAAUGGAUUUAGAGUGUUUAAUGCGGAUCCACUGAAGGAGAAGGAGAAGCAAGAAUUUCUAGAAGGAGGGGUUGGCCAUGUUGAAAUGUUGUUUCGAUGCAACUAUUUAGCUUUGGUCGGUGGAGGAAAAAAGCCCAAAUAUCCACCUAAUAAAGUGAUGAUCUGGGAUGAUCUGAAAAAGAAGACCGUUAUUGAAAUAGAGUUUUCCACAGAAGUCAAAGCAGUUAAGCUUCGAAGAGACAGAAUUGUGGUAGUUCUGGAUUCGAUGAUUAAAGUUUUCACAUUCACGCACAAUCCUCACCAGUUGCAUGUCUUUGAAACCUGCUAUAACCCAAAAGGUCUCUGUGUACUGUGUCCGAACAGUAAUAAUUCCCUGCUUGCAUUCCCUGGAACGCAUACUGGACAUGUACAGAUUGUGGAUUUGGCAAACACAGAAAAACCUCCUGUAGAUAUACCUGCUCAUGAAGGAGUCUUGAGCUGCAUAGCUCUCAACCUGCAGGGAACAAGGAUUGCUACAGCAUCAGAAAAAGGAACCCUCAUAAGAAUAUUUGACACAUCAUCAGGGCAUUUAAUCCAAGAGCUGCGUAGAGGGUCUCAGGCUGCCAAUAUCUACUGUAUUAACUUCAACCAAGAUGCUUCUCUCAUCUGUGUGUCGAGUGACCAUGCCACAGUGCACAUAUUUGCAGCAGAGGAUCCAAAAAGGAACAAGCAGUCAAGUUUAGCAUCAGCCAGUUUCCUGCCCAAAUACUUCAGUUCCAAAUGGAGUUUUUCCAAAUUUCAGGUUCCCUCUGGUUCCCCUUGCAUCUGUGCCUUUGGAACAGAGCCGAAUUCUGUCCUAGCAAUCUGUGCAGAUGGCAGCUACUACAAAUUUUUAUUUAACCAAAAAGGCGAAUGCUCCAGGGAUGUCUAUGCUCAGUUCCUAGAAAUGACUGAUGACAAACUUUGACUGCGCGGACGGAAGUAUUGAAGGAAGAGGGGGAGGGAGGUGAAUGUAUUCCUCUCCCUCUCUGAAGAGACAGCCUCUAACUACCCCAGCAGUCAACAGUGCUGCUCAGGAUGGGACAGAAGAUCUGAAGAAGUCCAGGUCAACACAAUCAGACCCAGCUGCAAGGCAGAGGACUAAUACAGCACAUGCUGUCAACAACUGGUUUUAAAUGUUAGUUUUGACUGCUGCUGUUCUUCAGUUUUCUUAAAGUUUCAAUCACCUUUCUGUAACUAACUUGUGAAGCUUAUUGUAUGUCAUGGUAGGGUUUUAAGCAUUUCUUAUUUCUCAGAAAGAUACAAAAAAAGUAUCAUGGUUGUAGGGCACUAGGAAAGAUAUGCCAGACAACUUGGAAUGUUUAUACCAGCAGUUUCUGCCUUUACAAAUGUCUGUUUCCUCAUCAUCUUUUAAUACACGGAA